ACUCAUGCAUUUUACACAGCCAGCUGACACUAAUCUCAAUGUGUAUCCAUAGUCUGCGACUUUCUUGUUCCCUGCAUGAGACUCAAGCUCCCGCGGUGCCACUGAUCGAUGUUGAUCUGAAGGAUAACUCCUGUUUAUGUGUAGGAUUAGACAGACAGUGUGACAGAGUAGAUCUCUGCGCUCAUGGAUUGCCUUGACAGAUCCCCCGGGCAGUUCAGGAACUUCAAGAAGGACGACUUUGAGGCUGACUGGAUUAAGGUGGCAGAAUGUCGAUUCGGUCAGCUGUACCAGGUCAAGCUGAAGCUAAAGGGGGAAAAAUGUGCCUUGAAGAGCUUUGACACACCCUUAUGUGCAACAAACUUUUACAGGAGAAUAAUAGAGGAGGCGCCCAACCUGGCAAAAGUGAAAUCCAGGUAUAUUGUCUCCGUCUAUGGACUGUGCAGUGAGGCGACUGCUGUGGUGAUGGAGCACAUGAGUAAUGGAUCGCUGAACAAUCUCCUAGCCAGUCACACUUUGAUGUGGCCAAAGAAGUUUCAGAUGAUUCACGAGGUCUCGAUGGGAAUGAAUUUCCUUCACAGCUUGAACCCUCCACUACUCCAUCUAAACCUCAAGACAUCCAACAUCCUACUAGAUGAUCAUCUCCAUGUCAAGAUAUCCGAUUUUGGUUUAAUCCACUGGAAAGAAGGCAUGAGCAAGAAGUUGUUUAUGGAGCAGCUGACAGUCAGAGGGAACAUAAGUUACAUUCCUCCAGAGACCUUCACUCAGUCCCCCGAUCCUCCAGGAACGUCCUUUGAUGUUUACAGCUUUGGAAUAGUGAUGUGGGAGAUUCUGACGCAGCAGAAACCAUAUGCAGGGUGCAGUAUGACCACAGUGCUCUUACAUGUGUCUCAGGGUAAGAGACCCAGUGUGGAGUUGAUGCCCGAAUCAAAGCCCCCUGAGUGUGAUCAGAUGAUCGGCAUCAUGAGGCAUUGCUGGGACCAGGAUCUCAGGAAGAGGCCACAGUUCUCAGACACUGUGAGGGAGACAGAGGCCCUGAGUGACAUCCUGAAGAUCCCAGGACUAAUCCAAAGCCACCAAAACGACGACAAGAGCCAGAAGUCAGAUUAUCCUUGGCUCUUUUCCCCGAUACACAAAAUUGAUUUGCCUAUGAUGCCUGACCUUCCCACAGAUCAUAAGAGCAGCAUUCUCUCUUUUCUGUGCAAAAAGGACUUCGGUAGUUUUAACCAGUCUGUGAAAAGAGAGCAUGUGAAGACACAGUUCUCAGGUGAAAAGAGCCUCCUCCACUACACCGUAGCCAGCGGAGAUGCAGAGAGUGUCGAGCAUGUCCUGAGUCUGGGGGCUGAAGUCAACUGUACGACUGCCAGAGGUUACACUCCUCUCAUCGUUGCUGUUCUGCACAGGCUUCAUGACGUCAUCUCUUUGUUGCUGGAACAUGGUGCAUCUGCCACCCAAGGGGCUGAGGAUGAUUGGACAGCACUCCAUUUCGCUGCUCAGAAUGGCGAUGACAAGACUGUCCGUCUUCUGUUGGACAAAGGAGCUGUGGCGGAUGCCCGGGAAAAAGCUGGUUGGAUGCCCCUCCACCUGGCCUCCCAGAAUGGCCAUGAGACAGUGGUGCGCCUGCUGCUUUCACGGCUGCCAGAGAAGGCAGUCAGAGAACGGGAGGCACAAGGGAGGACUCCGCUCCACCUAGCCUCCGCCUAUGGGCAUCUUAAUAUUGCCAAGCUUCUCCUCUCUAAGGGAGCAGAUCCCAACGCUACGGACUGCUCUCUCUCCACCGCUCUUCACUUAUCAGCUGAGGAAGGCCACAACAGAGUAGUGAGACAGUUGAUGAAGAGUGGGGCGAAUAUAGACAGUGCAGACAGCAGAGGAUACACUCCACUUCACCUGGCUGCUCUGAAGGGUCACACAGGCAUUUGCAGGCAGCUGUUGUCAAAUGGGACAUGCCCAAACUCCAGGUCCCUCCAAGGCUGGACUCCCCUGCACCUGGCUGCCUUUAGGGGACACGAAGCCACAGUGGUGCAGCUGGAGAGUCAGGGUGGUUGUGUGAACGCUGGAGGGGAGAACGGCUGGACCCCACUCCACCUUGCAUGCUAUCAGGGUGGGCCGGAAGUGGUGGCAAAGCUCCUGGAAGCCAAAGCCGACCCAAACGUGUCCGAGGACAGUAAAGGAUGGACACCACUACAUGUAGCUUGUACCAGUGCCAGUUUACAAAGUGUCCUCCACUUGAUAUCACAUCAUGCAGAUAUCAAUGCGUUAAACUCAGGAAAGGCAACACCUUUACACCUCGCUGCACAGCAUGACUGUAAACCUAUUGUAAAUGCUCUGCUGCUUAAUUCAGCCGACAGGACUCUUCUGGACUCUUCUGGAUCCACAGCUCUGAAUGUGGCUCAGAGGUGUGAAAAGUUGGAAAUAGUACAACUACUGAUGAAGUAGUUCCGGUGAAAGCAUUAUGAAUGGAAUUGGAAUGAAACAAUAAUGGCACAUGUGGAGUAUUGUCUUCCUUUUUGGCUUUAGGUAGAUUAACAUUGUUGUUUUAUCAUUUUUAGAAUAGAUACACAAAGACUAAUAAUAGAUGUUCUUCAAGUAUUUUAUAAUAAAAAACCAAAAAAUAAUCCACCUUUUGCUCUACAAACAAAUUGCAUUUUGUUACAACUGCAUACCACGCAAGUUCUUAAAAUGUUCUGAUGCCCAAUUCAUUUUUUAUAUACAAAUUAAUAACACAUCAAAUGUAGGAACACUUAAGUGGAACAUGGGGUCAUCAUUAGGUGAAGUGCACCCAGUAAAGGCAACACAUUGAUUAUUCCUCUCUGAAACACCUUGCCUGCUUAUGCUUCCCUGUGGAUGCAAUUAAAGCUGCUGCUCCAUAUGGAUGAAAUGAGAUUAUAAAAGAGCCGAGUUUGUAAUGACUUACUGUAUUGAGGUAAUUAUUUAAUUAAACCUGACUCAAUGUGUCUAAUAACAACAUUACUAACUACAGUAGUAGAUCACCGUGACUGAGACAUGCAACAUAACUAUACAUCAUUAAACUCUGCCAUCUGUAUAAUACAUGUAUGCUGAAGGCAAGGUAACGUGGGUUAUGAGACAUUCCCUGCAGGCUGAACGAAAGCUCUGCCCAGUGUAUGCCCCUCUCAUUUACCACAGUGACACCUUAUUACAUUGAAAUGAAAUGCAUGGAUUAAGGAGCAGUAUUGACCUGUGCCUUCACAGGGUUUUCACUGAGACCACAAGAGACUGACUCAGAUGAAAGGGUGGUGGGUGAGCUGAAAUCGAAUUACAGUAAAUAAACAAGUACUUAUUUUACUUUUGCUUUC
This is a messenger RNA of Trematomus bernacchii (emerald rockcod), 3311 nucleotides long. RefSeq names its product ankyrin repeat and kinase domain containing 1 (gene ankk1). Bases 184 to 2433 code for a protein of 749 amino acids. Gene Ontology annotation, biological process: protein phosphorylation. NCBI's taxonomy places the organism in Eukaryota, Metazoa, Chordata, Actinopteri, Perciformes, Nototheniidae. The transcript has 9 exons. Gene Ontology annotation, molecular function: ATP binding; protein kinase activity; protein binding. The record is from RefSeq and is a predicted model, not a curated record.